Messenger RNA from Orycteropus afer afer, 2052 nucleotides. It is a transcript of the gene APPBP2, whose product is annotated as amyloid beta precursor protein binding protein 2. Gene Ontology annotation, molecular function: protein binding. Gene Ontology annotation, biological process: intracellular protein transport. NCBI's taxonomy places the organism in Eukaryota, Metazoa, Chordata, Mammalia, Tubulidentata, Orycteropodidae. The record is from RefSeq and is a predicted model, not a curated record.
UUUCUCGCAAACCCGGAAUGUAAGGCCUGGGUCGGGCUGUUUCCUGCUCUCUGGCCCACUCUUUAUCCGAGCCUGUGUACUCUGCUGCUGUCCCACAGUUCGCCCCAGGAGCCAGGGCGGUCGUGCCCUUCUGUCGUGUGCCCGCGUGGCUGCCGCCGCGCCUCCGAAUCCUCCGGGGGCGCAGAGGAGUUCGCUACGGAGGGAGGCGGGGGCCUUCGGGAGGAGGAGGAGGAGGCGGAGGAGGCGGAGGAGGAGGGAAGGAAGAUGGCGGCCGUGGAACUAGAGUGGAUCCCGGAGACUCUCUAUAACACCGCCAUCUCCGCUGUCGUGGACAACUACACCCGCUCCCGCCGAGACAUCCGCUCCUUGCCCGAGAACAUCCAGUUCGAUGUUUACUACAAGGGAAUUGAGAUGUUAAAGGGAAUUGAGAGCUUAUUGGAAAUAGUCUGCCUGUAUGCUUCUUGGGAUUAUGACAUUGCGUUAAGGGGAGGAAGGUAUUUAAACAUGUGCCUGGGACUGCGACAUUUGCUUCAUCAUUGUUUUCAGGCUUUGAUGGAUCAUGGUGUGAAAGUUGCUUCAGUCUUGGCAUACUCAUUCAGUAGACGGUGCUCUUAUAUAGCAGAAUCAGAUGCUGCAGUAAAAGAAAAAGCCAUUCAGGUUGGCUUUGUUUUAGGUGGCUUUCUUUCAGAUGCAGGCUGGUACAGUGAUGCUGAGAAAGUUUUUCUGUCCUGCUAUCAGUUGUGUACUAUACAUGAUGAGAUGCUUCAUUGGUUUCGUGCAGUAGAAUGUUGUGUGAGGUUGCUUCAUGUGAGAAAUGGAAACUGCAAAUAUCAUUUGGGUGAAGAAACAUUUAAAUUAGCUCAGACAUUUAUGGAUAAACUGUCAAAACAUGGCCAACAAGCAAACAAAGCUGCACUCUAUGGAGAAUUGUGUGCACUCCUGUUUGCAAAAAGUCACUAUGAUGAGGCAUACAAAUGGUGUAUUGAAGCAAUGAAAGAAAUUACAACUGGCUUGCCAGUCAAAGUUGUGGUAGAUGUUUUAAGACAAGCUUCUAAGGCUUGUGUAGUAAAACGUGAAUUUAAAAAGGCAGAACAGUUAAUUAAACAUGCAGUGUAUUUGGCACGGGAUCAUUUUGGAUCAAAACACCCAAAAUAUUCUGAUACACUGUUAGAUUAUGGGUUCUACUUACUUAAUGUAGAUAAUAUAUGUCAGUCUGUUGCAAUUUAUCAGGCAGCCCUUGAUAUUCGGCAGUCAGUAUUUGGUGGCAAAAAUAUCCAUGUAGCAACGGCUCAUGAAGACUUGGCUUAUUCUUCGUAUGUUCACCAGUAUAGUUCUGGGAAAUUUGACAAUGCACUAUUUCAUGCAGAGAGAGCUAUUGGUAUCAUUACCCACAUCCUACCUGAAGAUCAUCUUCUUUUGGCCUCUUCAAAGAGGGUGAAAGCACUUAUUUUAGAAGAGAUAGCCAUUGACUGUCAUAAUAAAGAAACAGAACAAAGGCUGCUUCAAGAAGCUCAUGAUUUGCACCUAUCUUCACUCCAACUAGCUAAAAAAGCUUUUGGGGAAUUUAAUGUACAGACUGCAAAACACUAUGGAAACCUUGGAAGACUUUACCAGUCCAUGAGAAAAUUUAAGGAAGCUGAAGAAAUGCACAUCAAAGCAAUUCAGAUUAAAGAGCAACUUCUUGGUCAAGAAGAUUAUGAAGUAGCCCUUUCAGUGGGACAUCUGGCUUCUUUGUAUAAUUAUGACAUGAAUCAAUAUGAAAAUGCUGAGAAACUUUAUUUGCGAUCUAUAGCAAUUGGGAAGAAACUUUUUGGUGAAGGCUACAGUGGACUAGAGUAUGAUUACCGAGGUCUCAUUAAACUUUACAACUCCAUUGGAAAUUAUGAGAAAGUAUUUGAAUAUCACAAUGUUCUGUCUAACUGGAACCGGUUACGAGAUCGGCAGUAUUCAGUGACCGAUGCUCUUGAAGAUGUCAACACCAGCCCCCAGUCCACCGAAGAAGUGGUGCAGUCCUUCCUGAUUUCUCACAAUGUCGAGGGACCGAGCUGCUGA